Molecule: messenger RNA, 2470 nt
Organism: Hyalella azteca
Lineage: Eukaryota; Metazoa; Arthropoda; Malacostraca; Amphipoda; Hyalellidae
Product: galactoside alpha-(1,2)-fucosyltransferase 2
Biological process (GO): carbohydrate metabolic process
Cellular component (GO): membrane
Molecular function (GO): galactoside 2-alpha-L-fucosyltransferase activity
Source: RefSeq, a predicted model, not a curated record
GAAAGCCCCUGUCGUCUCAACCCCGAGGCUGAAAUGGCUGCUUGGUUGUGUUACUAUUCUUUUAACUACUUUUAUUCUCUAUGUAUUUUUGUACAACGAACCCAGGGCUACCGUUUUAGCUUAUCCACAACCGCAAGUUAAUAUAAUUCCGAACCAACUUGAUAAACAUUCAGUACACAAAGAUGAAUGUGAUAGAUCAAAGCCAUUGGUUGUUUGGAAACCAAAGGGACGUCUUGGUAACAUUAUAUGCGAGUACGUUCAUCUACUCAAGUUGGCGGAUUUCUUCUCGGUGGAUAUAAGGACGUCGGUGAGCAUGCACGAAGCCCUCGCCCCCAUCUUCCCCCACCUGUCAGUGAAGACGCCUUCGAGCCCCUGCGAGUCUGAGCGCCUGAAGCACGUCGCUUGGAUUACCUACCCUAAAGCCCGGGAACGCUUGCUCAACCAAACCAACAGGGCCGAGCUGCUAGUCAUUUGGGACACUCCGUGCGACGUGAUGCAGAUCUGGCAGUCCAGACUUCAAUGGCUCAGUGAAUUCAUUGUUAAUUCUGAACUGAAGGAAGCUGCAGCUCUUCGGCUUCAGAACAUGACGCGCAAUGUGGAAUCUUUGAAGAAUUUCACUGUGGAUGACGACACCACGUUGGUCGGCAUCCACGUGCGCAGGAGCGAUUACUGGACGGUGCUGGAUAAGUACAAUUUCGGGGGAGUCUUACCACGCCAAUACUACGAGGCUGCCUUCAAAUACUACAGAAAACGAUUUGAGAAGCCUCUAUUCAUCGUUAUCACGGAGCCAGGCGAGUACGAUUGGUGCAGAGAGAAUCUGUCCAAGAAUUCGCGAGACGUGAUUUUAGCCGAUGACAGACGCUCACCGGAAGAGGAUUUAAUCCUCCUAUCCUCUUUUGCCCACAUCAUUUAUUCCCAUGGAUCUUUCGGAGUGUGGGGAAUAUUGCUGUCGGAGGCAGAAACGGUUGCAUAUCCGGAUCACAAAAACGAUGGGGAUAAAGUACGGUAUCCGCCUCACCAAGCUUUUGAUGAAAUAGGCAAAAUGCAAAAUAGAACCGAAUAUAUAACUAUAAUGUACAAAUCCGGAGAAGAAUGAAACCUGUGAUGUUUUAAGUUGACAUUUUUAAAACUAUAAAAUGCUUUUAGAUUCCACUAUCGCGAAAAAAAACAAGUGUGAAGAAUGUGAAGAGGUCAACUAUAAUUAAACCGAACAAGUGUGCUAGUAGUUCCUAUUCUCGAUUAGCGGAACGAAUGGGGGACUGUCCUGUGAUAUUGUUUUACGUAUAGUAUUUUAAAUAAGAUUUGGAUUGGUACAAGGGUCUGAUUGUAUGGUAAGCACUAAUAAAAUCCUAUUUAGCUGCAACCUGCAAGGCAUCAUGUUUGCUAUUGAUUUUCACUAGGAUACGAUAUUUGGGAUACAUUAUUAUAUAUAUUUUCACUAGGAUCUGAUAAGAUUUUGUUAUGUGAACGAUUUAACGAAAAAUUCACUCGUUAUGAGAGGUCACUAUGUCGAAAGAAGCAGUGUGAAUGCAUUUAUCUCGUACAGCGAAAAUUAUUUAUAAAGUUUUUUUUUAUGUGGCAAUGGAUUUCGUUUGUCGUCCGAGGGCAAAAUCGUGUCACUAACGGUAAAUUUUAUAGCUAAACUAACAAUUAUGAAGUUCAGAACGUUUUGCAUGACUUGGAAGUAUUAUUUCUGAUUCUGAAAAACAUAAAUGCCAGUUUUAUUUCUUCUAUAAGUGAUAAUGCAUUCGUUAACAAAACAAACGUGCACGUGUGGGUCCUCAAUUAUUUAUUUAAGCCCUUACUGACUCGCAAUAGGAGAUAGAAGCUAUAAUCUUUUUGUGCCCAAACUGAGAUGCAUAAUGUUUUUGUUUUGAUACUUAAGGGCAUUUUUUCCUUUUCAAUUUUGGUUGUAAAUAUUUCGAAGGUUUUUAAUGUUGUAAUUACUGUAUGAUCGGAAAGUUUGUUAUGCAGGUGUGUCGCUAUUUACAGUAGUUUAGUAUCAGCUUAGAUGAGGCCGAAGCUCGACACUUGGCCGAUUUGGACAUUAUAUUGUCACAACUAGUUACGGGUUCCGAACAACCAAGUCCUUUCUCCAAUACUUAUGGUCAACCACAAGUGGUACCCUAGACUUUGCCACCGUUCUUGUGCGUAAUAAUUUAUAACUAUAGUAUAAUAGUACAUUGAAAUUUAACUUAUGCCUAGUACGGUAACCAUUAGCAUAAUAGCAAAUUUGUGCAUAAUCUGUUUAGGUUUAUCUUGUGUUAAUUGAUUUCAAAUGUUCAGGGCGCAGUGGAGCAGGGGAAAAAUAUUGUAAAAUAUAAAAUCGAUUUGUACUUAUUGACCCAUGAAACGGAAUUAGCGAUGCAGCCGCUUAUUCUAUGUCUAUGAUGUUUUAUGCUGUAUCGACAUAAAAUAAGUCGAUUAUAAGUUUGUUGGUUAUCAUACAAGAAAAUUCUAAUCAAAAUUC